CUGGGAAAGAAGGGGGGGCAGUGUCUUGACAGCCUCUUCAUGGGCAGGGUUGGAGUUAGCUGCUCGCUAGCUGGGACCUCCCUCUUCUUCUGGUUGAAGGACGUGGGCCCUUGGGAAGCUGAGGGAGAGAGCUGCAGAGGCCAGAGGGCAGGUUAAUGAAGAAUCUGUUCUGAAGGAGGAGGAGCAGGCUGGGGUCCUGGCUGCCCCAUCCCCCACCCCUGCCGUGACUAGCUGGACUGGCAAGGAAGGAGCACGUGGCAGCACUUCAGGCCAGCAGCAUUGGCACCAGGCACAGCUUGGAGAGGAAGCAGGCUCCUCUGGCAGGAACCUCUCAGGAGCUUCUGGAAAGCCAAGGACCUCAAAGGACUAAGGUACAGGAGCCCUAGUUCCCAUGGCUUCGUUGAGCCAGGUCCUACGCGUAGCUGCCACCUGUCUUCAAAGGAGAUCUGCUCGGAACCUGGGGCUACAGCCCCUAGCCAGGGAGGCCAGGCUCACCACUGAGAAGAGUGUUCCAUACCAGCGGACCCUGAAAGAGGAGGUCCAAGGUGCCUCCGUGGUGCCCCAAGGACCAAGCCAGCCCCUGCCUAGCACAGCCAAUGUUGUGAUCAUUGGUGGGGGCAGUUUGGGCUGCCAGACUCUGUACCACUUGGCCAAGCUGGGUGUAGGUGGAGCAGUGCUGCUGGAGAGAGAGCGACUGACCUCAGGGACCACCUGGCACUCAGCAGGCUUAUUGUGGCAGCUGCGGCCCAGCGAUGUGGAGGUAGAGCUUCUGGCUCAUACACGGCAAGUGGUGAGCCAUGAUCUGGAAAAGGAGACUGGGCUGCAUACAGGCUGGAUCCAGAACGGUGGCCUAUUCAUUGCCUCUAACCGGCAGCGCCUGGAUGAAUACAAGAGGCUCAUGUCGUUGGGCAAGGCCUAUGGUAUAGAAUCCCAUGUGCUGAGCCCGGCAGAGACCAAGAAUCUGUACCCACUGAUGAACGUGGACGACCUCUAUGGGACCCUGUAUGUGCCACAGGAUGGUACCAUGGACCCUGCUGGCACCUGUGCUACCCUCACCAGAGCAGCAGUGGCUCGAGGAGCUCAGGUCAUUGAAAACUGUGCAGUGACUGGCAUCUGUGUGCGGACGGAUGACUUUGGAGUGCGGCGGGUGGCAGCUGUGGAGACGGAGCAUGGAUCCAUCCAGACACCCUGCGUGGUCAACUGUGCAGGAGUGUGGGCGAACACCGUGGGCCGGAUGGCAGGAGUAAAGGUCCCACUGGUGGCCAUGCACCACGCCUAUGUCGUCACAGAGCGCAUUGAGGGGAUCCAGAACAUGCCCAAUGUCCGGGAUCAUGAUGCUUCUGUGUACCUCCGUCUGCAGGGGGAUGCCUUGUCUGUGGGUGGCUAUGAGGCCAACCCUAUCUUUUGGGAUGAGGUGUCAGACAAAUUUGCCUUUGGCCUCUUUGACCUGGACUGGGAUGUGUUCACCCAGCACAUUGAAGGUGCCAUUAACCGUGUCCCCGUGUUGGAGAAGACGGGGAUCAAGUCCACUGUCUGUGGCCCCGAAUCCUUCACACCUGACCAUAAGCCCCUGAUGGGGGAGGCUCCUGAGCUCCGAGGCUUCUUCCUUGGUUGUGGCUUCAACAGUGCAGGCAUGAUGUUGGGAGGUGGCUGUGGACAGGAGCUGGCCCACUGGAUUGUGCACGGGCGCCCAGAAAAGGACAUGUACAGCUAUGACAUCAGGCGUUUCCAUCACUCGCUCACGGACCACCCCCGCUGGAUCCGAGAGCGCAGCCAUGAGUCCUAUGCCAAGAACUACUCGGUUGUCUUUCCACACGAUGAGCCACUGGCAGGCCGCAACAUGAGGAAAGACCCCCUGCAUGAGGAACUGCUUGAACAAGGCUGUGUGUUUCAAGAGCGACAGGGCUGGGAACGGCCAGGAUGGUUCAACCCCCAAGAAACAGCUCAGGUCCUUGACUAUGACUACUAUGGGGCCUACGGAAACCAGGCACACAAGGACUAUGCCUACAGCAGGCUGCUAAGUGAUGACUAUACCUUCGACUUCCCACCCCACCACCACAUGAUCCAGAAGGAGUGUCUGGCGUGCAGAGGGGCUGCUGCUGUGUUCAACAUGUCUUACUUUGGGAAGUUCUACCUGCUGGGGGUGGACGCCAGGAAGGCUGCAGACUGGCUCUUCUCAGCAGAUGUCAACCGACCCCCAGGCUCAACAGUGUACACAUGCAUGCUGAACCGACAGGGAGGCACGGAGAGUGACUUGACCGUUAGCUGCUUGGCUCCCGGCGCCCAGGCCAGUCCCCUGGCCCCUGCAUUUGAAGGGGAAGCCUACUACCUUGCCGUGGGUGGGGCUGUGGCCCAACACAACUGGUCCCACAUCAACACCGUGCUGCAGGACCAGGAGUUCCGGUGCCAGCUUAUGGAUAGUUCUGAAGAUCUGGGCAUGCUCAGUAUCCAGGGCCCAGCCAGCCGUGCCAUUCUCCAGGAUGUGCUUGAUGCUGACCUGAGCAAUGAGGCCUUCCCCUUCUCCACCCACCAGCUGGUGAGAGCUGCUGGGCACCUGGUCCGUGCCAUCCGGCUGUCGUUUGUCGGGGAACUGGGAUGGGAGCUGCAUGUCCCCAGUGCAUCCUGCUUGCCAGUGUACCGAGCUGUAAUGGCUGCAGGUGUGAGGCAUGGCCUAGUCAAUGCAGGCUACCGUGCCAUUGACUCCCUGAGCAUUGAGAAAGGCUAUCGACACUGGCAUGCAGACCUGAGGCCCGAUGACAGUCCCCUGGAGGCAGGAUUGGCCUUCACCUGCAAGCUCAAGACCUCGGUGCCCUUCCUAGGUCGCGAGGCCUUGGAGAAGCAGCGUGCCACAGGCCUCCACCGACGCCUGGUGUGCCUCACUGUGGAAGAGGAGGUGCCUAUGUUUGGCCUGGAGGCCAUCUGGAGAAAUGGCCAAGUGGUGGGCCAUGUCCGGAGAGCUGACUUUGGAUUUACUGUGAACAAGACCAUCGCCUAUGGCUACAUCCGAGACCCUAGUGGUGGGCCAGUCUCUCUGGACUUUGUGAAGAAUGGGGAGUAUGCCUUGGAGAGAAUGGGGAUCACCUAUCCUGCCCAGAUUCACCUGAAGUCUCCCUUUGACCCUGACAACAAGCGGGUGAAGGGAAUCUAUUGAUGGGCUACAGGGUGGCAGCUACAGCUGCUCAGGCCCCUGAAAACUGCCGUACUUCCCACACUGCCUGUGGACUCCUGCACUGCACAAACAGUCCUGUGUCCUGAGACCCAGGGUAAGGGCAAGCACAGUCUUCCCUACUCUUACCCUCCAUUUGGUCCUGCUAACCACUACAGCUCCUAAUCAGGACUGGAUGGAGCACUGUGUUCCUCCUGCUCACGGACCACACAGUGGUCUCCAAUCCACUCUAGUCCUCCCAAAGUGCACCCUGCAGAUGUGUUGGCUCAAGGUCCCAAGAGUAUUUCGGGUGUAUGGUUAACCCAAGGUAGAAGACGUAAAGCAGGCAGGCUUCCCCUCUGUUUGUCACUUGGCUGACUGCCAAUGGUUAGCUAGAGCACUUAAAGAGUAGCGGAUCGGGAGAGGGAGCAGGGAUUGAUGAGCAGUGUCUGCAUAGGUAUAGGGUGGAGAACACAGAGACAGGUGCUGGACUGGUGCAGUCUUUCCUCAGAAUGGCUGCCUUUCAGACCUGAGAGGAGAAGGGUAAGAAAGCUCUUGCCUUAGCCUUCCAGCUCUGCAGGAAGAGAAAGCCUUCUGAGAGUCACCAGCCUGUGACACAGGAGGCCUGUGGCAUGUAAUUUGGAUCAGGAACCUCCCUUACUUACAAAGAAGUGACAUACUCUGCCUUAGUUUCCCCUUGAGCCAUUGCUCAUGGCUCCAGGGACACCAAGCUUGCCCUUGUGCAUGGCUUUGCUGCGGUGCAUGUUCCCAGGGCUUUUCCUCUGUCACACAUGUGUGGCUUCUUGCUCAAGUUCUAGUGAGAGGCUGCUCCAGCUCUGCUCUGUGAGAUAGAGCGGCCCCUUCUCCCACCCUGUGUAACCACCCACAUAUGUCCUCAAGUCAGGGGUACCCUGGCUCUCCUUCCUGGGGUGAAUGUCCACCACUUUCUAGAGACUCAGCCUUCUUCCUCUGCCUCAUGCCCUGACUGAGAAGUUAGGAUGCUGUGGCUCCCCAAACAAAGAUCACCAUGUAGCCUUCCAUGUCUUGUCUAGGAGAGCAGGAGGCAGAUGCCAUAGUGGGAUGGAGCUGAGGCGUCUUAAACCCAAAGAAGGCGACAGAGGGGAGAUGUGGGCACAGUUGUCUUGGGUGGGCUCUGAAUCUUCAUGGAUUUACACACCACAUGCUCAGCUGGAAAAGGUCAAGUUAAUAAAAUUUUGUGAAACCACUGGAA
This is a messenger RNA of Grammomys surdaster, 4376 nucleotides long. RefSeq names its product sarcosine dehydrogenase (gene Sardh). The transcript is spliced from 23 exons. Lineage: Eukaryota; Metazoa; Chordata; Mammalia; Rodentia; Muridae. Gene Ontology annotation, cellular component: mitochondrion. The record is from RefSeq and is a predicted model, not a curated record. Gene Ontology annotation, molecular function: oxidoreductase activity; protein binding. Bases 392 to 3151 code for a protein of 919 amino acids.